UUCUUGAUGACGGUUGCUCUGCUCGCUUUUCAUUUGCGAGUGGACAUGUAUUCAAUUGUAUUGUAUUCAUUCAAAUUAGUAAUUUCUAGUUGAGCAGACGCACCGCUGAGUAUUGAACAAACGCACUAAUAAAUAUAUAAAAAUAUAUAAUAAGGAUCCCAGACCUAUAUACAGGUAUAUAUAAAAAGGAUUGGAUAUGCACGUCAGCCACAAAAAGAAGUCUCGAGCACGUAAUCGACCCAAAAACAAAUGUAACCGAUCCGAUGUCUUACAACUCGAGGAAAACGUGCAGGAAAGUUCUGUGCCUAUUUCCGACUCGAAUGUCGUGGAAGCAACUGACCAGGUCGAGUCGAACAACAGUGCCAUCUUCGUGAUACAGAGGCUACUUCGCAAGAAACUGUUGGCCAAGAACAAUACAUCGAGUACAUCGGCACCGCCCAGCUCCACACUAAGGAACGUCUUAACGCAGCCGCAAACAGUUCCUAAGGACAUUAAAAAAGAAGAAGUUAAUGCGCUUCUCAAAUGCAUUGGAAGCAAAUUGCAAAAAGGUGCCGGAGGCGAAUUGCCAACGGAGGCGCUUUUCAGCAAGCUGGGCCAGAUGUUGAGCACGGCGCCCUUAAGUGAUACCGUUUGCGGCUCCGGAUCCGGAUCAGAUGACGACGAGGCAGAAUAUAUUGAGUACAUAUACAAGCCGCGGCAAUAUUUCAUGUCAUCGCUGUGCAACCACUGCAAAGCGGAUCUGUGUGGCAAGCAGCCUCUUCCCUGCAAGGGAUGUGGCCUGAUCUUCUACUGCAGCGUUGGACACAUGCGAGACGAUCAGGAACAUCGCCAGCUCUGUUACGGACUACGUCAGUUGGUUGAAAAAAAUGGUCAUGAUGUCUUUUAUAGAAGCGGCGAUUUUAGUGCUGAACAGUUUCGAUCUUACCGCAUUGUUUGCAUUCGGCAAUUGGAGCAGACCAUUAAUCGAUCACUAACGGCUAUUGAACAGGAAGUUCUUCUCUUUCCGCUCAUCUGCAACCAUGUGAAGUGUCGGGAGCAUCGAUAUAAGCGAUUGAAGGCGUGUGCCCGGUGUGGUGAAGUGGCCUUUUGCAAGGAUAAGCCGAAUCAUCUGAGUGAUUCCCAUGCCGCCUGGUGUGACACAUACAAGCUCUUCAAAGAAUUUGUUAUGCGACAGUUUAAAUUUGGACGUCUGGAACCACCGUUGCCCGAUGAGAUCCUCAGGGAAGCGCCCGUGUCCUGCUCAAAUACCAAGCAGAUAAUCAAAAGUCUAAAGUUUAAUGUGGGCGAUGAAUGCGAGUUUGCUGCACUCACUCAGAUUUCGACAGGACCUUUGACAGCAUUUUAUGCAUUAAAACUCUGCGACCGUCUGGAUGCCGAGCAGCUGACCAUUCACUUGGUUGGCGCGGAAAUGGAGUUUGAGGUUGAUGUGUUUCAGAAGUGGGAGAUAUUCCUACUUCACAUUCUGCCAACAGUCAGGACACUGCAUGUGGUCUUUGUUGGGCCAGAGUUAAACGCUCACAAAAUAUCUCUUGAGCAACUUGCAAAGAUAAGAUGUUGUCGACUGUGUCGCAAAGCACAACGCACGGUGGAUUAUUAUUUUGAGAACCGUCUUUAUCAUGACUAUUGCUCAGAGACAAGCUUUAAAAGCCCAGACCUAGUAUGUUUUUUCAACUCGGGACUUUAUCGAGCGACAGGAUAUGCUUUGGAGGAUACCUGGCCGGAUACCAUACAAGCAUCCUUGAAUCUGAAGUGCCCUGUUGUAGUAACAUCUUAUACUAAAUACGAAGCCCCACUGGAUAUGAGCCAUUUCAUUAAUCAAUCCAAUCGUAAAUUGAACGUUGUUCUUCCGCCCACCACAAACCCCUUUGGAUCGGAAAAACCAGAGCGUAAUUUUAUAUCUGACGAUGAUGCUCCUUUUAUGUUUAAGAACUUUCAGUGCUUCAUUGUUGAGUGAGUUCCAUUUGUCCAAAUUGUCUAUUUCUCAUCAAACAAAUUUUACCGUUUCGAUCAAAGCAAUUUUAUUAUCCAGUAAGUGUAUAUGCUGGAAAUAAAAACAAAACCAUAAGUGGCGCAUUUA
Molecule: messenger RNA, 2077 nt
Organism: Drosophila innubila
Lineage: Eukaryota; Metazoa; Arthropoda; Insecta; Diptera; Drosophilidae
Exons: 7
Coding region: 197-1954 (585 amino acids)
Cellular component (GO): extrinsic component of mitochondrial inner membrane
Source: RefSeq, a predicted model, not a curated record